UUCUUGAGGAUAGAGAUGGGAUAUUUGUAUAAACGAACCUUGUUACAACAGCCAUCGGCUGAAAUGCAUUGCGUCUAUGGGAGCAUCACUGUUGUUGACACUGUACUUUUGUGGAGCUUAUAAUCAAACUGUUCUGUUGAAGAACUUCUAUUUUUGAGGACUAUCUUUCCAAUGUGUCCUGAUGGAGCUAUACUCCAACACAUUGCAUCAGGGGUAUGCAUUUUGUAAUGUAUCUUGUGGAGAUGGUAUUUGGGCUGGCCACAACUGUUCCCUUGGCCAGCGACUGCAGUGUUCGGUGGUAAAUGUGACCAAACAAACCAGCUCAUCCAACCUCACCAUGGUUGAGGAACGAGGAAAGUAUGACUUUUACAUCGGCCUUGGUUUGGCUGUUAGCUCCAGCAUUUUCAUCGGAGGAAGCUUCAUCCUCAAGAAGAAGGGACUGCUACGGCUGGCCAAGAAGGGAUCGAUGCGAGCAGGGCAAGGAGGUCAUGCAUAUCUCAAGGAGUGGCUUUGGUGGGCGGGUUUACUGUCAAUGGGAGCUGGGGAGGCGGCUAACUUCGCUGCCUAUGCGUUUGCUCCGGCCACGCUGGUCACCCCCCUGGGAGCCCUCAGCGUACUGGUCAGCGCGGUGCUGUCCUCGUACUUCCUGACCGAGCGGUUGAACCUGCACGGUAAGCUGGGCUGUGUGCUCAGCAUCCUCGGCUCCACCACCAUGGUGAUCCACGCUCCAAAGGAGGAGGAGAUCAGCAGUCUGGAGCACAUGGCGGUCAAACUGGUGGAUCCAGGCUUCCUGGUGUUUGCCAUGCUGGUGAUCAUCGUGGCCUUGAUCUUCAUCUGCGUGGUGGGCCCGCGCCAGGGCCAGACCAACAUCCUGGUGUACAUCACCAUCUGCUCCGUGAUCGGGGCCCUGUCCGUGUCCUGUGUGAAGGGCCUGGGCAUCGCCAUCAAGGAGGCCAUCGCGGGGGAGCCGGCGAUGAGCAACCCCCUGUCGUGGGUCCUGCUGCUGAGCCUGGUGGCGUGCGUCAGCACGCAGAUCAACUACCUGAACAAGGCGCUGGACAUCUUCAACACGUCGCUGGUCACGCCCAUCUACUACGUGUUCUUCACUACCUCGGUGCUCACCUGCUCCGCCAUCCUCUUCAAGGAGUGGGAGCACAUGGGCGCCGCCGACGUCAUCGGCACGCUGAGCGGCUUCCUCACCAUCAUCGUGGGCAUCUUCCUGCUGCACGCCUUCAAGGACGUGAACGUCAGCCUGUCGGCGCUCGCCGUGGCCAUUCGCAAGGACGAGCGGGGCGGGCCGGGGUUCCCGGCGGCCAACGGCGUGGGGCAGCAGCACGGCUGCGGCUAUGAACUCCUGCAGGAGACCACCGAGGAGCUGGACAGCCGGGACAUGGGCUCGUCCUUCGACAGCAUCUCGCGGAGGAACGGCGCCAUGAGCUCCUCGUAAGGGGCCGCCUGCAAGGGGCUCCGCGACUACCAACACUACGACUACUAUUACUACUGACUCGGUUUCCAAGGCAACGGGGUGGGAGACAGACAAUCGGAGGGAGGGAGGGAGGGAGGGAGGAGCGGGGGCACAGUGUCUUGGAUGGACCAAUCGAUUGUAUUUUGAUUUAAUUUGCCUUAAGUUUUUCAUAUCAUAACAUAAUUAGUAUAGAGUUUGGACUUUGGUUUAAUUCCUGUGUAGCUCUGUAUACCAGGUUUUCUUGUUUUUCUGAAAACCUUUUUGUUUGUGUGUGUAUACUACAUACCCAUGCACUGGGUGCUUUCUAUUAUCCAUCAACUUAAAGAAGUUGAGGUCCUGCUGAUUUACAGAGUUAUUUAUGGAGAAGACAUUGUUGAGAUAUGCGUUAAUUUCAUACUUGGAAACGGUACCAUCUAUUUACGUUGGAUGACACAGUGGGCCAUUUUUUUGUAAUGUUUACAUAAAAAGCGUGCAAAAAUCAA
This is a messenger RNA of Gadus morhua (Atlantic cod), 1947 nucleotides long. RefSeq names its product NIPA magnesium transporter 2 (gene nipa2). Gene Ontology annotation, biological process: magnesium ion transport. NCBI's taxonomy places the organism in Eukaryota, Metazoa, Chordata, Actinopteri, Gadiformes, Gadidae. The record is from RefSeq and is a predicted model, not a curated record. Bases 182 to 1447 code for a protein of 421 amino acids. The transcript has 6 exons. Gene Ontology annotation, molecular function: magnesium ion transmembrane transporter activity. Gene Ontology annotation, cellular component: membrane.